AUGGACAUUACGCGUGCGAUAACGUCGCAUGUCAAGUCCGCCUCGUUCUCUUUCCUGACGGCCGAUGAGGUGCGAAGUAUCUCUGUGCGUCAGGUAGUGAAUCCUGUGCUGCUUGACAAUGCAAAUGCGCCGACAGAAGGUGGGCUGUACGACCCAGCGUUUGGUCCGAUGCGUCUGGACGACAUUUGCCAGACAUGCCAUAUGAACCAUUUCGAGUGUCCAGGCCACUUUGGGCACAUUGAACUUCCUGCACCGGUGUUCCACCCUCUGUUUAUGAACCAUGCCUACUCACUUUUGCGUGGCACAUGUGUCUUUUGCCAUCACUUCAAGAUCUCCAAAAUGGCCCUGGCCAAGUACACUGCGCAGUUCCGAUUGCUGGAAUAUGGUAUGGUGGAAGAGGCUCGUGCGAUCGCUUUGGAGCAGCUGCGCCGCUCCGAGGUAAGUGCGGAUGCGGACGACGAAGAGGGCGACGAUGAUGACGACGUCCCCUUGGCCUCGAUUCAGACUCAACAGGCAGCUGAAACGGUGGCCGAGUUUGUGCAGCGUAUGACAUCUACGGUUAAUCAGCUCAUUGCUAAGGCAGAGCGUCGAGGUAUCCGUCGUGGCUCAGAUCAUGGUAUGGCCACUUACUCGGCCCGUCGUGAUCUGCGCAAUGUCUUUCUGAAAGACAUCCUGCGCCGUCGCUGUGAGCGAUGCCAGGCGAUGAAUCCUACUCUGCGCAAGGAUGGGUUCGUGAAGAUUACCGAGCGUGUUCUCUCGGCGCGUGAUCAAGCCAUUCACGAAGCACGAGGCAUUCGCCGUGACAAUGUCCUGCUGGAUCGCGCAGAUACCAAGCCAGGCUCAAAGGAGAGUGACGAGGCCAUGGCUGUGGAUGACCAUGCGGAGGCUACUAUUGAAACGCCGUCAAUCACACUCAAGGAAGCACGUAAGCUCAGCAAGGAUGCAGGGGAUCAGACGCGUGUAGUCCCUGCCAGUGAAUGCCGAGCCAAUCUGCGCCGUUUGUUUAAGAAUGAAAGCGAGAUUUGCUCGUUGAUCUUUGGCCGUCACCCUGUCUUUGGCGGUCAGGCGGCGCCUAGUGCAGAUGUGUUUUUCGUCGAAGUGAUUUGUGUCACGCCCACGCGUUUCCGCCCAGCCAGCGUCAUGGGCGACCAGACGUUUGAGAAUGCACAGAACGAGUUGCUGACCAAGGUGCUGCAGACAACGUUCUUGGUUCGUGAUUGCAAUGAGCGUGCGCAGGCGUUCCAGCGCAAGAGCAACUACCCUGUGCUGGACGGUGUGGACGAAUCCGAGGCGAUUGCGCUGCAGAAACAAUGGGAGACGGAUCGUCGUACUGCCAUGGACCAGCUGCUCUCCGCGAUGAUGCAACUUCAGGUGAGCGUCAACUGCUACAUGGACUCGAGCAAGAACCCUGCGCCGCAGCGCCAGGGCUCUGCAGCGCCACCUGGUGUGAAGCAGGGCCUGGAAAAGAAGGAAGGUCUGUUCCGCAAGCACAUGAUGGGAAAGCGUGUAAACUUUGCGGCGCGCUCUGUCAUUUCGCCGGACGUGAAUAUUGAGACGAAUGAAAUCGGUGUGCCGCCCGUGUUUGCGAAGCGCCUCACGUACCCGGAACCCGUCACGGUCCACAACUAUGAGCUCAUGCGCCAGCUUGUGAUCAACGGCCCGGACGUCUACCCAGGUGCACAUGCCGUGCGUGCUGAGGACGGUACGGAGACGCUGCUCAAGUCCCUCUCGGUCGAGGAGCGCACGGCGCUAGCCAACCAACUGCUGACGCCGCAAGGCCAGACAUCGCGGCAGGCACGUGGCACCUUUGGCGGCGUGGGCGGUACCCUGCGGACGCCUGUCGCGAACAAGCAGGUGCUUCGUCACCUGCGGACAGGUGAUAUCCUCGUCAUGAACCGUCAGCCGACACUGCACAAGCCGUCGAUGAUGGCGCAUCGUGCGCGUGUACUCACGGGAGAGCGCACGAUUCGUAUGCACUACGCCAACUGCAACUCUUACAAUGCCGACUUUGAUGGUGACGAGAUGAACAUGCACUUCCCGCAAAGCCAAAUGGCUCGUGCUGAAUGCUACAACAUUGCGAAUACGGACAACCAGUAUCUUGUACCAACUAGUGGCAACCCGCUGCGUGGUCUGAUCCAGGAUCACGUCGUGGCUGGUGUGUGGAUGACGUGCAAGAACACGCUAUACACGCGCGAAGAGUACCAGCAGUUCCUAUUUAAUGCGCUGCGUCCUGAGACAUACAACCAAUCUGGCCGUAUCAAGACACUUCCUCCGGCGAUCUACAAGCCUGUGCCGCGCUGGACUGGUAAGCAAGUCAUCUCUACGAUUUUGCUGAAUGUCACGCCGUCGCAUGCGCAGGGUCUCAACUUUGACGCCAAGGCUAAGGUUGGUGCGAAGUUCUGGGGUGCGGCACACAAGGACGAGGAGACAGUGGUCGUCCGCGAUGGCGAGUUGCUGACAGGUGUGCUGGACAAGUCACAAAUUGGCGCCUCAGCCUACGGUCUCGUGCAUGCUGUAUAUGAGAUCUACGGCUCCGAGAGUGCAGGCCGUCUCCUUUCGAUUCUCUCGCGCUUGUUCACAAUGUGGUUGCAACACAAUGCGUUCUCAUGUCGUAUGGACGACUUGUUGCUCAGUGCGGAGGGCGAUGCGGAGCGUCGUCGUUUGCUCAAGGAAGGCGCACACCAUGGCCUGGAAGCUGCGAUGGGCAAUGUGGGUCUUGGUGAGGAGAAUCCGAAGAAGGCCGAGACGCAGCACAACCUGCGACUGCGCCUGGAGGAGGUGCUGCGUGAUGACGAAAAGCUCGCUGCGCUGGAUGCCGCUAUGAUGGGUGCAUCGAAUAAGCUUACGAGCUCCGUGAUUGCGUCGUGCAUUCCCUCGGGUCUGUGGCGUGUGUUCCCCGAGAACAACAUGCAGAUGAUGACCGUGUCUGGUGCGAAGGGCAGUGCCGUGAACGUCUCGUCGAUUUCGUGCUUGCUGGGUCCACAGGCACUGGAAGGCCGUCGUGUGCCUGUGAUGGUCAGUGGCAAGACGCUGCCGUCCUUCAAGGCAUUUGAGACGGAGGCACGUGCCGGUGGCUUUGUCGCAGGUCGGUUCCUUACGGGUAUUGCACCGCAGGAGUACUACUUCCACUGCAUGGCUGGCCGUGAAGGUCUGAUUGACACCGCCGUGAAGACGUCGCGCUCUGGCUACUUGCAGCGCUGCUUGAUCAAGCACUUGGAGGGUGUCUCUGUGCAGUACGACCAGACGGUCCGCAACAGCGACGGCUUUGUGCUGCAGUUCCACUAUGGUGAAGAUGCGUUGGAUGUGACCAAGAGCAAGUACUUGGACCGCUUCGACUUUACGGUCCAGAACUUCGAGAGUUACCGCCGACGCUACAACCCUGUGCAGCUCGAGUCUGCGAUGGAAGUCGAGUCGGCGCCGGAUCACAUGAAGCGUGCGCUGAAGAAGCCGCACAAGUAUGCACCUGUGCUUUCCGUGUACAACCCGGCGCGCCACUUUGGUUCCAUGUCGGAAAGCUUUGCGCAGAAGGUGGAGGAGUACGUGGCGAAGAACCCACGUGGCUUGCUGGCCCGCAAGAAGAAAGAUACCACGCCGGAGGGAGUGCCCAUGAAGCUCGCACGCCCCAAGCUCAACGCGGAGCAGUUCCGUGCGAUGACCAAGGUGCUGUACCACCGCGGACUGGUCGAGCCAGGAGAAAACGUCGGUUUGCUGGCCGCGCAGGGUGUGGGUGAGCCGUCGACGCAGAUGACGCUGAACACGUUCCACUUUGCUGGUCACGGUGCUGCCAAUGUGACGCUGGGUAUCCCCCGUCUUCGUGAGAUUGUCAUGACGGCCUCGAAAGAUAUCAAGACGCCGAUUAUGCGUCUGCCCGUGCGUGAGGGCGUGACCGAGGAUCAAAUGCGCACGUUCUGCAAGGACGGCAGCCGCUUGGUGCUCAGUCAGAUUGUGGAGGAGGCGACCGUCACGGAACGUAUGAUGCCCAAGACGGCCGCAAAUGGAUACCAGCGCCAGAAGCAGUACACAGUGCGCUUGCAAUUCUACCCUGCCGAUGAAGUGCUGGAGGAGUACAAUGCUUCGACGGAGCACGUACUUCAAGGCUUGGAGGCGACCUUCGUGCCUCUCGUCGAGCGUGAGAUUGUUCGUGAACUCAAGCGUCUGCGCCGUGACCAGGUGCGUCAGUCGCAGUCGAUUGGUCAGGGCGAGACGUUCAAUGAUACGCCUGCGCAGGCCGACCAGGAUGACGAGGCGCCAUCGACACGCGCACGGCCCGAGGACGACAGCGAUGAUGAAGACCGCAUGUCGGAGGCAGGUGACGAUGACGAUGCUACGGCAGCAAAACGUCGCGCGAAUGCAGGCUCCAAGGUGUCGUACGACGAGGCUGAGGCCGAGGACCGCGAGGCGGACACCGCUGACGAGAUUGCGCGUGCCUUCCAGGACGAGGCCGAGGAGGCACCGGAAGACGAGGACCAGGAGCCGGCAAACAUGGAAACUCGUGUCUCAGACUUGGAUGAGCGCCUGCAGAACGAAAGCAAGUUUGUCUCGGCGUUCCGCUUCGACAGCGUUCAUGGCGAGUGGGCCGAGUUUGAUCUGCAGAUGCAUAACAGCACUGAAAAGAUGCUGCUGAUCAAUGUGAUUGAACGUGUAUGCCGUGCCAGUGUGGUGCAUGAAAUCCCGCGUAUUAGUCGUAUGAUGAUCCCGCCACCUGCGCCGGGUGAGACUGAAGUCGCGCUCACCGCCGAGGGUAUCAACCUGCCUGGUCUCUGGGACUUUGGCUUUGGCGUGAUUGACCUGGAUCGUAUCUACUCCAACGAUAUUGGUGCGCUGCUUUCGUGCUACGGUGUGGAGGCAGCUCGUGCCGCGAUUGUCAGCGAGCUGAAGGGCAUUUUCGACACCUACGGUAUCGGUGUCUCGAUGCGCCACUUGUACUUGAUCGCUGACUACCAGACGGCGUUUGGCGAUUUCCGUCCAUUUAGCCGCGGUGGUCUGGCCGAUGCACCAUCGCCCCUGCUCAAGGCCAGUUUCGAAAUGACGAUGGCUUUCUUGAGUGGCGCUGCGUUGUUCCAGGAAUCGGACAACCUGUCCACGCCCUCAUCCAACCUCGUUAUUGGCCGCCCUGUCACCACAGGCACAGGUGCUACCACAAUUCACAUGCCUCUUGUAGCCACUGCAUAG
Molecule: messenger RNA, 5172 nt
Organism: Malassezia pachydermatis
Lineage: Eukaryota; Fungi; Basidiomycota; Malasseziomycetes; Malasseziales; Malasseziaceae
Product: beta and beta-prime subunits of dna dependent rna-polymerase
Exons: 1
Coding region: 1-5172 (1723 amino acids)
Biological process (GO): DNA-templated transcription
Cellular component (GO): RNA polymerase I complex
Molecular function (GO): DNA binding; DNA-directed RNA polymerase activity
Source: RefSeq, a predicted model, not a curated record